Messenger RNA from Triticum urartu, 1822 nucleotides. RefSeq names its product beta-glucosidase 28. The record is from RefSeq and is a predicted model, not a curated record. Gene Ontology annotation, molecular function: beta-glucosidase activity. NCBI's taxonomy places the organism in Eukaryota, Viridiplantae, Streptophyta, Magnoliopsida, Poales, Poaceae. Gene Ontology annotation, biological process: carbohydrate metabolic process.
CAGGGUUGAUCGACAAUAGCGAGCACACUAGUGACCGGGUUGGAAUGGAUAGGGCUCUUCUCGUGCCCGCUCUCCUGCUCGCGGCUCUGCUAGCUUGCAGCGGCGGCGGCGUCCAUGGCGCCGGGUUCAACAGGUACAGCUUCCCCAAGGGGUUCAUCUUCGGCACCGGCUCCUCCGCCAUUCAGUAUGAGGGAGCUGUGAAUCUGCGGGGCAAGAACAUCUGGGACACCUUCGCUCGCACCCCAGGUAAAAUAGCCGACGGCAGCAACCCGGAUACGGCAAACGACUUCUAUCAUCGCUACAAGGACGAUCUGAAGAUGAUAACCGACAUGAAUAUGGACACCUUCCGGUUCUCCCUUGCGUGGAGCAGGAUCCUUCCAAACGGAACCAUAGCCGGAGGAAUCAACAAAGCAGGGGUCGAUUUCUACAACAGCCUCAUCGACGAGGUUUUGGCUAGAGGUCUGACGCCUUUCGUCACAAUCUUCCACUUCGACACCCCCCAGGUCCUCGAGGACAAAUACGGAGGCUUCUUGAGCGAAAACAUCAUAAAGGACUACGUGGAGUACGCGGAGCUGUGCUUCAAGCUGUUCGGCGACCGGGUGAAGUUCUGGACCACCUUCAACGAGCCCAUGAUCUUCUGCGCCUUCGGCUACGGCAGCGGCAGCACGGCCCCGGGCCGCUGCUCGCCGUACGUGUCCAAGGCCUGCGGCGCCGGGGACUCCUCCACGGAGCCCUACAUCGCCGGCCACAACCUCCUCAUCGCGCACGCCGAGGCCGUGCGCCUGUACCGCACCAGGUACCAGCCGGCGCAGCGGGGCCAGGUCGGCAUCGUGCAGGUGUCCCACUGGUUCAUCCCCUACGACGCCGCCUCCGACGCCGACCGGCACGCCGUGAAGCGCAGCCUGGACUUCAUGCUCGGCUGGUUCAUGCACCCGGUGGCGUUCGGGGAGUACCCGGCGACGAUGCGCCGGCUGGUCGGCCGCCGGCUGCCGGAGUUUACCAAGGAGCAGUCCGACAUGCUCAAGGGGUCCUACGACUUCCUCGGCCUCAACUAUUACACGAGCAACUACGCGCAGGCCGCCGCGCGCGCGCCCGACCGGCGCCAGCCGUCGUACGGCACCGACCACCGGGUCAACCAGACCGGCUACCGCAACGGCGUCCCCAUCGGCCCACCGGCGUACACGCCCAUCUUCUUCAACUACCCGCCUGGGCUGCGCGAGCUGCUGCUUUACAUCCGGAGGAUCUACGGCAACCGCCCCAUCUACAUCACCGAAAACGGCACCGACGAGGCGAACAACAGCACAAUCCCGAUCAAAGAGGCGCUCAAGGACGACACCCGCAUCUCCUUCCACGUCAACCACCUCAAGUUCGUGCACAAGGCCAUCCAGGAGGGGGUGAACGUGAAGGGUUACAUCACAUGGACGUUCCUGGACGGCUUCGAGUUCGGUGACGGAUUCAAGGACCGGUUCGGCCUCAUCUACGUCGACUAUGCCACGCUCGCCAGGUACCGCAAGAAGUCCAGCUACUGGAUCCAGGACUUCCUUCAGAGGCACUGAUCGACGGUGAAGAUGGCCGGGAAUUACAUUAGUUAUUUUUUGGACGGUCAGAAAAUGAAGCGAUUUGAGUGAAUAAUCGAUCGAGCGAUCCUCCGUACGUCGAUUGCAGGCGCAUGCUAUUCAUGCGUGCAUGUGUGACAAGAUUGCAGCGAAUAAAUGUCGUACAAUUUAUGUACUCGUAAAGAAAUGCUUAAAAAAGGGCACUCGUAAAGAAGCGUCGUACGAUUUCUUGUAUAUGAUUAUCAAUAAUAAUGAAUUCAACCCAA